Molecule: messenger RNA, 4960 nt
Organism: Prorocentrum cordatum
Lineage: Eukaryota; Dinophyceae; Prorocentrales; Prorocentraceae
Source: the annotation of a GenBank genome assembly
AUGGCGCGCCCCCUGCGCUGCGGCGGCGGUGGCAGCAGGCGCAGCAAGACGCACUGGAUGUGCAGCUGCGGUGGUUGGAACUGGGACUGGCGUGCCACGUGCCUCGGCUGCGGCUACACGGCACCGCCGUGGGUGCUGGAUGCCGCUGCCGCCCGGGCCAGGCCCCAGGCGGACAAGGACGGCUGGGUGGACCAGCCACGAGGGCGCCGCGCCCAGAGGCAGGCCCGCGGCGCGGCGGAGAGUGCGGCUUCCACCGGGUCGCAGACCUCGGCGUCGGGCGACAGCGGGACGCCCAGCGGCGGUGGCGCCACGGCGAUCGAGAGGCUGCAGGCAGCGGUCGAGCAGCUGGAGGCGCUGCAGGCGGGCCGCCCGACGGCCCAGCUGGGGGCCAAGCGCGCCGAACUGGACGCGGCCCAGAGGGCAGCAGCGGAGCAGAAGGCGUCCUCCCUGCCGCGGUCAACGCUGCUCCGCAAGGAGGCGAACGCCAACAGCAAGGGAGAGAGGCGGCUCCGUGCCGAGCGCCAGAGCCUGGAGCAGAAACAGGCAGCGCGCGACCUCGCCGAGGCCCAGCCCCAAAAGGCGCAGCAGGAGCUGGCGCAGCUCGACGCGGAGCUGGAGGAGGCAUCCUGUGCUGUCCGCGCCCUCGAGGAGGACGCCCGCGCAGAGGCAGAGGCGCUGCGGCGGCAGCGGGCAGCCGAGUGGGCAGGAUCCAGCGAGGUCCCUGGGCUCCUCGCGCAGCUGGACAAGCUGCCCGAGGCGUGGGGGUCCAGCAACUUCGAGGUGGCAUGGGCAGCCAUUCGUGCCCAGGUGGAGGCCGCGCGCACGCUGCUCGCCCAAACCCCUGCUGCACCAAGGAGGGCGCCAUGGGCUGAGUCAUGCCCCAUGGAGGAGGUCAGCAGCGAGGACGGCACCCACGCAGGAGCUGCCGAGCCCUGGCAGCCGCAGAGCGCCGCGGAGCGCGGCCAGGCAGAGCGCCGCGGCGACGCCCGCGGCGAGUGGCCGAAGGCCGCCCAGGCGUCCAAGCGGGAGCUGGCGCCAGGCCAAGCGGCAACGGCAGCACUGGAUGUCCGAUGUGGGCUCGAGGUGCCCGGGGUCAACGGCAACGCGUGGAGGAGGAGCCUGGAGGUCAUUGAGGCCUUCAUCGCUCGGCACGGCGCCAGGCCGCACCUGGUCAUGCUCCAGGAGACCCGCCCGGCCCCGCCCCGCCUGGAGGAAGCCGGGAGCGCUGCGCGGCGCAUGGGGUGCACGGCGUUAUUCCACGCGGCAGCGCCCACGGACAAGGAAGGCCCGCUCGCGAACUCAGGCGGCGUGGCGACCCUGGUGCGCAGUGGCCUGCAGGCAGCGGAGAGUACGUGGACGGCGCCGAGUGACUUGAGGCAUCGCAUGAUCGGGGUCACUAUCACCACGGCGUCAGGGCUGCAGUUCCUGGCAUGCUCGCUGUAUUUGCAGGACGCCCUGGGGCCCAAGGGCAUAAACCUCGACAUCUUCGCCGCCUUCGGCGACAUGGUGCUGUCCGAGGGCAUGCCGUGGCUCGCGCAGGGCGACUUCAACAUGGGGCCAGGCACGCUGCGCGAGCUGGGCUGGCCACGGGUGCAGCGCGGCACGUACCUGGGGCCUGCCGAGUGCACAUGCGUAGCUCAAUGUGCGGAACAUGUGUACGACUGGUUCGUGGGUUCCUUCUGCCUGGCCCACGGCGUCAGAGAGGCCUCAGCUCUGGAUGGCUUUGGGCUGUGCCCCCACAAGCCUGUGAGGCUGCUGCUGCAGGAUUUGAGACCCGACGCCCUGGUGCAGCCCUGCAACUGGACCUGGGAGGUAGGCUCCCAGCCGAGCGACGCCUCCGAGGCCGCUCAGCAGUGGAUCCAAGCCGUGGAGAGCACCUUGGUGGGAAUCUACGGCAUCGACGACACCGACCUCCCCAUGUACCUGGGGCGAUCUGCAGGGCCUAAGGUUGUCCUCAAGCCCCUCAGCGCCGUGGUCAAGUGCGAGCACCGCCACCGGCACUCGGCCCUCACCCACGCCAUCCGCCAGGCCCUCGACGUCGCUCUCCAGAGGCUCACCGCGGGCAAGACGAAGCGGUGGCAGCCCGCGCACGAGGCCUGGUACGAGCGGCAGGUCGAGCGGGCCCUCGCCGACGCGGAGGCUACCACGGUCGCUGCCUGCGAGGAGGACGAAGUCGAGGCCCUCGAUUUCGACACUGGCGAGUGGGGCGACCUCGUUAGCCAAGCUGGCCUUCAUGGAGACCCAGAGGCGAUUGCAGUGCUGCAGCGGCGCCUCGCAUGUUCCCAGAGGCGCGACGGAUGCGCCAAGGAAGCGGUGCAGAAGGGUGGCAGGCCCUUGGCUGGCAUGCUGGCAGUCGGGCAGCUGGAGGCCAACUGGCAAGCCCUCUGGCAGCAGGAGGGCUUCCAAUCGGGUGCUGGAGUCGGCAGCUGGGAUGUCCGAGGAGCGAGCUUGCCCCCCCUCAGCCUGGAGAUGCUGCAGGCUGUCUGCAGGCGCUAUUCACCUACGGCAGGUGCAGCUGGGCUGGAGGUGGCGCGCGUCCUCCGCAGCCAGCACCUGCCCAUCAGUGCCGCCAAGACGACCUUCCUUGCCUCGAGUCCCAGCCUGGGGCGCCAGCUGGGCGAGUUCUGGAAGUCGCAGGGCUGGACCUUCCGUAAGACCUUGCAGGCCAGGAACCCCGGCACGGACGCCACCAUCACGAGGAGGGGAGUGCACGGGGGCCGAGUACGAGCAGCUGGUGCACUGUGCCGCGCACGCAGGCUGGGCUGCUUGCGAGCUGCAGGCGUGGAGGUGGACCUCAUCCACAAGGCUGGGCCCACAGCCAGCAAGGUGUGGGGGCGCACAGUCACAUGCAUCGCGGACGGUGAGCUGCACAGCUGGAGGCUCGCCGCGUGCCGCAGCGCAGGAGCGCCCCCCAUGGGCGCGGCGCUUGGGCUCCGCAUGCGAUGCGCCGAGCUCAGAAGGAGGCGCGACCUUGACCCUGCAGUCCUCACGACUGGCCAUGCAGUCCAGAUGCUGGCGAGCCUCCUGCAGUCAGCCGAGCUGCCACACAGGAUGAUGGCGCGGGGGCUGGAGGCAGCGGCAGCCAGGCAUGCAGCUGCCGACACACUGUGGAAGCACUGCGCCUCCCCCAUCGACGCGGCGGUGCUGACCCUCGCUCGGAUCGGCUGGCACUUCAAGUCCGAGCGCUUCCUCGUCACGGACCUCGGCGACGAGCUCGACCUCUUGCUCCUCGGGCCUCGUGGGCUAGGGCUGGAGGCUGGCCUCGGCGCCAGGCGUGCCUCCCAUCGCCAUGAGAUGCGGAAGCUCAGCCACGACCCCCUCCUGCAGCGGCCCCUGUACUGGGACGCCAUCGGGCGGCUGCUCGGGCCAGACAGUGAGCUGAGCGUGAGGGGGCAGAAUGCGCUGGGGGCCUACAUCUCCAACACGCACUGGACGCAGGCUAGGCUCUUCGACGCAGGAGAGCGAGGGCACGCGUGCUGCUUCCGCUGUCGGGCCGAGAGAGGCACCUUGCGGCACCGCCUGUUCGAGUGCCCGUUCUGGAGCCCCAGCGGCGCGAUGGAGUGUCGCCGCACUGACGCCAUGUGGGCGCAGUGGGUCAGCAGGCCAGCCGACGAGAAGCUCAACGGCAAGCUGUACCUGGACGGCUCGGCCCUUGAGCCGCAGUUCGGUGCCCUUCGCCGCGCGGGAUGGGCCAUUGCACAGUGCGACGACGAUGGCAACCUGGUCGCAGGGGUCUACGGCACCGUCAGGCGAGACCUCUGCCCGCAGCAGACGGCCAAGGACGGCGAGGACCUCGCAGCGUGGAUGCUCGCCACCUCUGCAGGGCCAGCAGUUGAGGAGGUCAACAUCGACUGCAGCUCCACCGUGACCUGCCUGCGCAGGGGGCGUGCUUACGCGACCAAGCCCAGCAGGGCCAACGCCCAUCUGCGGGGCAGGAUCCUGGCAUGCCUCGAGCCAGGGACCUUCGCUGUGAGGAAGGUGCCAGCCCACUGCUCAAGGCAGGCGGUGCUCGACGGGCGCCUAACGGAGGCCCAGCGGCGCGGCAACGAGCAUGCUGACCGCCUCGCCAAGAUGGGGGCCCUGAUGCACGCAGUGGACAGGCAGACGGUCGGCGAGCACCACGCGCGGGCGGAGAUCGUGCUGGAGCUAGGGCGCUGGAUCAGUCGGGCAGCCAUCCUCUGGCAGGACAUCGCGGCCAAGGACUGUGAAGGGCUGCCGCCUGCAGCUGGGCGACGCCGGGUCCGCUUCGCCGCUGCGGAGGCGCCGCGGGCAGCAGAGGAGGCCGCUAGCCUAGCGCCGAGCGCCAAGCGGCCGCGCCUGGAGAGCGCCCGCUCGGCAGGCAGCAGCACAGCCGCCCUCUCGGCCAGCGCUGCAGCCUUCAGCAUCCUGGGGCACGCCCUCGCCUACGCCUGCUCGGGAGAGGGGGGCGGAGCCCAGGAGCUCGUGGCGUGCACCAAGUGCGGCGCCUACAUGACGCUGGGAAGUCGCAGUCGCUCUGGCGUUAGGCCCCGCCUCAAGGAGCGGUGCCCAGGCGACAAGGCCGACAGAGGUGGCAGGAACCAGCGCAGCCUAUGGCUUCGGGGACUCCAUCCUGGCGGCAGGAGGCAAGAGGGGUCCCGUACUGCCAGGCACAGAGUGGAAGGAGAAGGCAUCCCUGCUCUGCGCUCGCAGGGGCCACUGCCUGAGCAUGCGCAGGAGCAGUGCCUGGAGUGGCUCGGCAUUGCGGCCGAGCCAGAGGUCGGCCCCUCGGCUGCGGCGAGCUCGGCAGGCAGCGCCUCCGCGGCGGCCGCAGCGCCCACCGAGGUGCAGGGCCCUGCGUUGGCGACCGCAGUCGCGCCCGCGGCGGCCGCCGACGCCAGCCUGCCUCUGCGACGGCCAGCUGCGGAGCGGGCGGCCCUCCUCGGGGCUUUCGGGGUCACGGAAGAGGAGCGCGGCCGUGGCAGUGGUCGGGGCCCUGGAG